Rhodamnia argentea is the source of this 1485-nucleotide messenger RNA. Its product is annotated as TMV resistance protein N-like. NCBI's taxonomy places the organism in Eukaryota, Viridiplantae, Streptophyta, Magnoliopsida, Myrtales, Myrtaceae. The record is from RefSeq and is a predicted model, not a curated record. The transcript has 6 exons. Gene Ontology annotation, biological process: signal transduction. The coding region runs from base 33 to 1079 and encodes 348 amino acids.
UGCUCAUUGUUAAACUCUGUUUCUUGAUUCUAAUGGCGUCUUCUUCUUCCAAGCUCAGAACGAGUUUCCAGGUCUUUGUGAGUUUCAGAGAUGAGGACGUCGGCAACAACUUUGUCGGGCAUCUCUACACAGCUCUAGACCGGACGGGAAUCUUCACUCAAGUCAUUGCUAAGGAAAAGGGAGAGGAUAUAUUGACCACAGUUACAAGGGCCAUCGAGGAAUCCGACCUCGCGAUCAUCGUCUUCUCCGAGGACUUCGCCUAUUCGCAGAUGUGUUUAGAAGAGGUGGCGAUAAUCAUGGAGUGCAAGAAGCGAAAGAAGAAACUGAAGGUCUUUCCGGUGUUUUACAAAGUAGAAGCAAUCGAAGUAAGCAAUGUGGAAGGGAGUCACAAAUCUGGUAUGGAAGAGCAGGAGGAGAGGUUCGGGAAGGAUUCGGAGAGAGUGAAGAGAUGGAAGAAGGCUCUCCAUGAAGCGGGUCGAGUGUUCGGGUGGCAAUUGAAUGAUGGGAUGUCGGAGGCCACAGCAAUCAAAGAAAUCAUCAAAGCGGUCUCUGAACUGACAAUGUACGAUGUGUUCCUAAGCUUCCGGGGUAAGGAUGUCCGCGAGAACUUCGUUAGCAGACUCAACGAGGCCCUGGCCCAGAAGGACAUAAAUGCUUUUGUGGACAGUGAGAAAUUAUUGAUGGGCCAGGAUUUCCCACCGGCACUGAAGCAGGCCAUUGAACAAUCCCGCAUGUACGUCGUCGUUUUCUCCGAGAACUACGCUGAAUCUAGGUGGUGUCUGAAGGAGUUGGUGCAGAUCCUAGAGUGGAAGGACAAAAGAAAACAGCGGAUGCUACCGAUAUUUUAUCGGGUGGAACCGUGGGUAGUGAGGGGACAGAAACAGAGUUAUAAGGAAGCUUUGGCCAAGCACGCAAACAACUAUGGGACGCACAAGGUCAAGAAAUGGAGGGACGCUCUCACUGAAGCUGCCAAUGUGAAUGGAAUAACUCUAAGUGAUGGGAUCAAAGAUGAUUCAAUCCCUGGCAUCGUCGAAGAGAUAGAGAAAAUGAUGGCAGAGAUCAAAAGAAAGCGAGGAUGAAGAUGCUCAAAAGGUCUCUUUCCCCGAGAAUCCAAUUACUUUCUAUUAGCUGACUGAGUUGGAGCACCACCUUAGAUCAUCCUUCUGUUGCUUGUAUAUUAUACGGAAUCAACACUACUUUAAACCUUCCUUUUGAUACUCUGAGGCGAACUUGGACAUGGCUCCGAUCGUUUCGCAGAAGCUUCUCAACUUCAUACACCCUUUUGCACGGGAGAUACUCAAGCCACACAUGAUCGGAUUCCAACGAAAUCAAGCUACUCAUACGACAAAUCACCCUUAAUUCUUGAAGUUUGACUGGUCAUUAUCAAAAAAGGAAUCAUCUUCCACUGUUCUUUCAUAUUUUGUUAUAGCAUUGAAAUUUAUUUUCUCACAGCAUUCUUUUCCAUUCAAAAGUUUAUAUAGUCCC